This is a messenger RNA of Spodoptera litura, 1929 nucleotides long. RefSeq lists its product as uncharacterized. NCBI's taxonomy places the organism in Eukaryota, Metazoa, Arthropoda, Insecta, Lepidoptera, Noctuidae. The record is from RefSeq and is a predicted model, not a curated record.
AUGUCGAAUACUGCGAGUGGGUUUGGUUUCGACCCUCCACCAAAGCUACCGACAACACAACUCAAUAAACACUCCAGGAAACAUUUCAACAUGAAUAUUAAUAUUUUAUAUCAGAAUGUGAGAGGAUUGAGGACGAAGACUACACAAUUUAUAUAUUUGUUAGAAUCAGCAGGUUUUGAUUUAUUUUCGAUCACAGAAUCUGGCCUCAAUGAAGGUAUUCACGACGCAGAAUUUGUGCUCCCUGGAUAUCAAAUACUGCGCUGCGACCGAGCUGAUGGGCGUAAACAAGGAGGCGUAUUCUUAGUGGCCACACCGAGGUAUGAGUUAAGGCGAGUGCCAGUGCCAAUCGAUUGUAACGCGGUACCUAAUAGUCACGAUAGACAGUUAGACUUAGUACUGAGCGCGAGCGGGUCCGUGUCAGUGGGCGCAGCGGACGAGGGUUUGCAGCCGGUGGACGAAUAUCAUCCGCCGCUGGCCGUCAGCGUCGACAUAGGCGCGCGCGCUUGGUCUGCGCGGUUGCCGCCGUCGCCGCCGCCAACGCCGCCGCCGUCCCGCGCCCCUCCUGCGCCCUCUGCUCUUUCUGCGCCUCACGCACACAAUCGUUCGUCUCCUACACACACUUCUUUACUACACAAUAGUCAGCGUGCGCAAUCCGCGAUAAAUCGUGAAUUAUUAUGGAACUUCAAUAAAGCUGACUUUAUUACAAUGUACGACUUAUUAGCUAAAAUAGACUGGAGUGAGAUGUAUUGUUUACAGGACCAGGAAUUAGUUAUAAAUUUGUUUUAUGAGAAGUUAUAUGGCGUGUUUGAUAUGUGUGUUCCUAUAAAAAAGAAUAGUCUAAUGAACAAUAAUAGGUAUAAAUACCCGGUAUGGUACACAGCUGACCUAAUUAAAGACAUACAAAUUAAAUACAAAUUGCAUAAAAAGUACAAAUCUAGUAAAUUACCGCAUGACUACAUGGAGUUUGCAAGAUAUAGGGCAAGAGUCAAGGCUGAGAUCGCACGUGCUCAUGACAUGUACCGCGACCACGUUCAACAGCAUUUGGUUAGAGAGCCGAGAGCGUUUUGGGGGUACGUUAGAUCCAGGAGGGGGAAUACAAAUAAUAGGAAAUUAAUUAAAGAUGGGCGGGUGCUAGCGGACUAUGAGUGUGCUAAUGAAUUUGCUCGCUACUUCCAGUCAGUAUAUAACCCGGAGCCCCCCGUACUGAGCGCGGCGGCGGCGGGCGCGAGCCGUGCGGCGGGAGCGGCGCGGGCUCACCUCGCGCUGCUGCGCCGCGCCGACGUGCGGACCGCGCUCGCGCGCUUGCCCCCUAAGCGUUCCGCUGGACCUGAUGGUAUUCCGGCCUUUAUUUUUAGAGAUUGCAGUGCAGUAUUGGUGGACCCGUUGUUGCAUUUAUACAACGUGUUUGUUCGAACAGCAACGUUUCCCGAUCGUUGGAAACUCACUCGGGUAGUGCCUGUGCCGAAAGGCAGUGGUGGGACUGAAGCUUGUGACUAUAGACCUGUGGCAGUAUUGUGCACUCCAGCUAAAGUAUUUGAGUCGGCCAUUCACAGCAGCCUGUAUUCACAGGUGGGUCCUUUGCUGUCGGACGCACAACAUGGCUUUCGUCCUGGGCGGGGAACGACGGGGAACUUGCUGGAUCUUAUGACACACGUUGUACCUGCGGUGGAUGCUGGACAGCAGGUGGACGUAGCCUACUUUGAUUUUCGGAAAGCCUUCGAUACCGUAGAUAAUGAUAUCCUUCUGUCAAAGCUGGCCGGUGUAGGCUGCACACCGCACACACUGACAUUCUUCUCAAAUUAUUUGAGAGACCGAUGUCAGUACGUUGACUGUGGCGGAAGCCUUUCUGAGCCCUACUUUACUAGUACAGCGAUAGCGCUCCUAGCGGCCGUUUCAGGUAUCAAACUCGUAACAGACAUCGAGGAAUAA